AUGACCGUCGCCCCUCCAUCGCCGGACUCCCCCGCAGAGGAGCUCCAGCAGCGCCCUCCGCGGUACUCCGGCGAGGAUACAACCCCGACCAGCAAACGCGAGAUCUGGGGCUGGUAUGCGUAUGGAAUUGCAGCGGAGGUAUUUGCUGUCUGUGGUGUAGGUUCUUUUCUGCCUCUCACAUUGGAACAACUGGCACGCGAACGAGGAACCUUUAAAUCUAGCCACCUACCGUGCGUCGGUCCCGGUUCACCGUCUACAUCUGCGAAUGGCACGGCCCCUGCUAUGCUCCGUCGCGAUGGAGCCGAAAACGAUCAAUGUGUCGUAGGAGUAUUGGGUUUGAACAUCAACACCGCCAGUUUCGCUAUGUAUACCUUCUCGCUGGCAGUGCUCGUCCAGGCAUUGACCCUUAUAUCCUUCAGCGCCUUAGCAGACUAUGAGAAUAACCGUAAAACCCUCCUUCUGGCAUUCGGUUUCAUUGGGUCCGCCACGAGUAUGUUAUUCGUCUUUAUUGCGCCGCCGGUAUUCGUCUUGGGGGCCCUCUUGGUUGUCAUCGGAGUUACCUGUUUAGGUUCAUCUUUUGUGGUGCUCAACUCUUUCUUACCUGUCCUGGUCGCAAACGAUUCGUCCAUCGAAAAGACUCCCAAGGCCGCUGAGGAGUUGCAUCCCAUGAGCCCCGAUGGAGAAUAUAUUCACCCGAGAGACUCUUUCUCGGCGAGCGAUGCAGAAUCGGGGCCUCGCCCAGCAGCAGAAGCGGGCUCUGGGGCAUCAUCAGGCCCCACUUCGCCGGAGCUACAGCUGUCCACGCGCAUUUCAUCUAAAGGUGUCGGGCUGGGGUACUGUGCUGCUGUUCUUGUGCAAAUCCUGAGUAUUUCGCUCCUGUUUGCACUUUCUAAGACGUCGAUUUCGAAGGUUUCCGGGACGCUUCCACUGCGGUUCGUAUUGCUGUUGGUCGGCAUUUGGUGGUUCUCGUUUACGAUGGUCACUCGAAAGUGGCUGCGCGCUCGGCCAGGACCCCCACUGAAUACCUUGAAUACCGGUGGGCAGGUGAAACGGUGGCGUGUGUGGUUGCGACUCGUCGGGUUUGCCUGGAAAUCUUUGUGGAAGACAGUUAAGAUUGCGGUGCAGCUGCGGGAGGUUUUGGUGUUCCUGGCCGCGUGGUUUCUCCUAUCCGACGCUAUGGCCACCGUAUCUGGAACGGCAAUCCUCUUCGCGCGCACGGAGCUCAAGAUGAGCACUACACUUGUCGGCCUGUUGUCCAUCACCGCAACCCUGUCCGGCAUGGCUGGUGCCUUUUUCUGGCCUGUGGUCUCGCGACGGUUCGGGCUGAAGUCGAACCAUACAAUUAUGCUAUGCAUUGCGCUAUUUGAGAUUAUUCCUUUGUACGGCAUGCUGGCAUAUAUUCCUCUCUUCAAGAAGUGGGGUGUGAUCGGUCUGCAGCAGCCGUGGGAGAUCUUCCCGCUCGCCAUUGUCCACGGUGUGGUAUCGGGUGGCCUGGCUUCCUACUGCAGGUCCUUCUUCGGAUUGCUCAUUCCUCCUGGCAGUGAAGCCGCGUUCUACGCGCUGUACGCUGCAACGGACAAGGGCAGUUCGGUCAUUGGACCGGCUAUCGUAGGAAUGCUCAUUGAUGCGACCGGACAGGUACGGUCGGGAUUCUUCUUCAUCGCACCCUUGAUCUUGAUGCCAAUCCCGCUCAUCUGGAUGGUCAAUGCUGAAAAGGGCCGAAGAGAGGGGGUGGCCAUGGCCCAGCGUCUGGAGAAGGGCCACGAGACGGAGAUGAGUGAGCAAACUGAGGAAGCCGAAGGACUCCUGGCACGAGGUAUAUAA
This is a messenger RNA of Aspergillus bombycis, 1824 nucleotides long. RefSeq names its product MFS transporter. NCBI's taxonomy places the organism in Eukaryota, Fungi, Ascomycota, Eurotiomycetes, Eurotiales, Aspergillaceae. The transcript has 3 exons. Gene Ontology annotation, molecular function: transmembrane transporter activity. Gene Ontology annotation, biological process: amino acid transmembrane export from vacuole. The record is from RefSeq and is a predicted model, not a curated record. Bases 1 to 1824 code for a protein of 607 amino acids.